Messenger RNA from Rhinopithecus roxellana (golden snub-nosed monkey), 557 nucleotides. RefSeq names its product 60S ribosomal protein L21. Gene Ontology annotation, biological process: translation. The coding region runs from base 35 to 517 and encodes 160 amino acids. The transcript has a single exon. The record is from RefSeq and is a predicted model, not a curated record. Gene Ontology annotation, molecular function: structural constituent of ribosome. Lineage: Eukaryota; Metazoa; Chordata; Mammalia; Primates; Cercopithecidae. Gene Ontology annotation, cellular component: cytosolic large ribosomal subunit; ribosome.
GGCCGGAACCGCCAUCUUCCAGUAAUUCGCCAAAAUGACGAACACAAAGGGAAAGAGGAGAGGCACCCGAUAUAUGUUCUCUAGGCCUUUUAGAAAACAUGGAGUUGUUCCUUUGGCCACGUAUAUGCGAAUCUAUAAGAAAGGUGAUAUUGUAGACAUCAAGGGAAUGGGUACUGUUCAAAAAGGAAUGCCCCACAAGUGUUACCAUGGCAAAACUGGGAGAGUCUACAACGUUACCCAGCAUGCUGUUGGCAUUGUUGUAAACAAACAAGUUAAGGGCAAGAUUCUUGCCAAGAGAAUUAAUGUGCGUAUUGAGCACAUUAAGCACUCUAAGAGCCGAGAUAGCUUCCUGAAACACGUGAAGGAAAAUGAUCAGAAAAAGAAAGAAGCCAAAGAGAAAGGUACCUGGGUUCAGCUGAAGCGCCAGCCUGCUCCACCCAGAGAAGCACACUUUGUGAGGACCAAUGGGAAGGAGCCUGAGCUGCUGGAACCUAUUCCCUAUGAAUUCAUGGCAUAAUAGGUGUUAAAAAAAUAAAUAAAUAAAAGACCUCUGGGCU